AUGGUAAAUGAAAGUACUCGAGAAACAUUUGAUAGUGAUUUAUGCAGAAAAUAUGAACGGCAUAGUCUUUUCAUUGAAUCAAAUGAUGAAUGGAAAUUUAUUAAAAAGCUUAUUACAAAAGCUUCGUUUGAGUUUAUUGCUGAAAUGAAAGUUAACAAUACCGUAGGUUUAAAAGUAUUAUUGGAUGGCGUAGAACGUUUUGGAAAAAUAAAUCCAAAAUUGAUAUAUGAUAAAUAUUUGAAAGAUUAUCAAAUUCAUCGUGAUAACAAUGCACCAUGCAAACGUUAUGCUAUAGUUGCUCAUUGGCUUGAAUUAAGUGAAAUCACGCGAAGACUGAAAGCUAUGAAAUUUGUUGACAGAAAACUGCCAAACGGAACAGUGAGCAUAUCAGUACAAUCAAUUUCAUGUACAGAAUUGAAAAAUCAUAUAUGGCAUGUCAUAUGCAAACGACAUUGUUUCCCAUAUUUGGAAGAAACAACUAUAACAACCAGAGAUUUCACUGUUUAUGGAAGAGGUUAUUUGGCAGAAAAUUUCUGGAUAUCCUCUGCUUCCAUCUCGUACACAGCAAGUUGUUGUCUACGACAAAAAAUGCUUCUGCCACUCUUAAUGUAUUAUUACUAUAGUUAA
Molecule: messenger RNA, 627 nt
Organism: Brugia malayi
Lineage: Eukaryota; Metazoa; Nematoda; Chromadorea; Rhabditida; Onchocercidae
Exons: 8
Coding region: 1-627 (208 amino acids)
Source: RefSeq, a predicted model, not a curated record